GGCGCUUCCUCUGCCCCAGCGGACUGCAGUCCACAGCCUCGCCGAGCCCGGCAGGGAGAGCACCAGGAGGCGCCCCUGGAAGGGCAGGAAGAGGAGGCGAGCCCCGAACUAGCUGGUCCGGGCGGCCGGGGAGGAAGCUGUUAUCGAGCAAACUUGAGCAGAUAUAGAAUGAAAAGGAAGUUUCAAAGGCAGAGGAAAAAGUCAAGUUGACUACUGAAAAAAAUACAUAAUUUAAAGUUCAUGUUUUGGAGCAGGUAAUAGUGAAGAACUCCAGGGAGGCCAACUACGUGAAAGAGAGGUUCUUCAAAUCCAUGAAUAUAGAACCAGCAGAUUCGAAGGGUGGAUUAACUGGACAGCCUUUAAAAGAAGACUUCUUACACUCAGUGAAAGAAAAUAAUUAAAAAGAGAAAGCAGAUGCUGUGAUUCAUCACUGGACUGACUGAAGUUCAAGGUUUCCCAACAUUCAGCUGGAACUCAUGUCAAUACCUGAUAAAUGGAAAACAAAAACAAUGUGACAGAAUUCAUCCUUUUGGGUAUUACAGAGAACCCAGAGCUGAGGAAAAUAUUUUCUGCUGUGUUUCUAAUCAUGUAUGUUGCUACACUUUUGGGAAACUUACUCAUUAUAGUAACCUUAAUCACAAGUCAGAAUCUACGAUCACCAAUGUACUUUUUUCUUACCUUCUUGUCCUUUUUGGAUGUCACCUACUCUUCUGCCAUCACCCCCAAGCUGAUUGUGGACUCCCUCUCUGAGAGCACAACCAUCUCCCUGGAAGGCUGCAUGACUCAACUCUUUGCACAGCACUUCUUUGGUGGCGUGAGCAUCAUCCUGCUCAUCGUGAUGGCCUAUGACCGUUAUGUGGCCAUCUGUAAGCCCCUGCACUACACGCUCAUCAUGAGCCCUUGGGUGUGCUCUCUGAUGGUGGGAGGGGCUUGGGUGGGGGGAUCCCUGCAUGCCACAGUACAACUUCUCUUCAUGUACCAAAUUCCUUUCUGUGGCCCCAAUGUCAUUGAUCACUUUAUAUGUGAGUUGUUUCCGUUGUUGAAACUUGCCUGCAUGGACACCCACAUCCUGGGUCUCUUAGUCAUCCUCAACAGUGGGGUGAUGUGUAUAGCUAUCUUCUUUAUCCUAAUUGCUUCAUAUAUAGUUAUCUUUUGUUCCCUGAAAUCUUACAGUUCUGAAGGGCAGCACAAAGCCCUCUCCACCUGUGGCUCCCACCUCACGGUGGUCCUAUUGUUUUUUGUGCCAUGUAUUUUCUUGUAUGUGAGGCCUGUGGCUACCUACCCCAUUGACAAGGCUAUGUCUGCAUCUGGUAUAAUCGUUCCACCCAUGUUAAAUCCCUUGAUCUACACUUUGAGGAAUGCAGAGGUGAAAAAUGCCAUGAAAAAACUAUGGCUGAAACAAAAGAUUGUGGUUGGCAUGUAACAGUCUUCCUAAUAAUAUGAUUUAUUUUCCAUCCGAAGUUGUUUUUUUCAGAAAUGUGUUAGAAAUUAUAAAGUCCAUUCUCCACCGGCAGUCAAUGGGUCCUUCAAAAAUAUUAAUCUGCUUUAUGAUCUGAGUAGCUAUAAUGUGAAGAUUAUGAUACUUUCACACGGUUACCCUUCCUUAGUUUCUCAUUCUCUUAGAAACUUUUGACU
Tupaia belangeri chinensis (Chinese tree shrew) is the source of this 1635-nucleotide messenger RNA. RefSeq names its product olfactory receptor 4C6. The coding region runs from base 494 to 1423 and encodes 309 amino acids. Gene Ontology annotation, biological process: G protein-coupled receptor signaling pathway. The transcript is spliced from 6 exons. Gene Ontology annotation, cellular component: membrane. Gene Ontology annotation, molecular function: olfactory receptor activity; G protein-coupled receptor activity. Lineage: Eukaryota; Metazoa; Chordata; Mammalia; Scandentia; Tupaiidae. The record is from RefSeq and is a predicted model, not a curated record.